AUGUGGAAUGACAUUGAUGAGGAAUACCUGGAUGCUUAUAUUGGUGUUCUUCUUCUUGCUGGUGUUUACAAAUCCAGCAAUGAGGCCACUGAUAGUCUCUGGGAUGCAUCGACAGGCAGAAAUAUUUUCCGGGCAACAAUGUCACUUCAGUCAUUUCGAAUGAUAUCAAGAGUCCUUAGAUUUGACAACAGAGAAACUAGAGAAAAAUCUGACAAGCUUGCUCCCAUCAGGGAUGUCUGGGAAAGGUGGGUGCAGCUCCUUCCACUGAUGUUCAACCCAGGGCCAGAGGUAACAGUAGAUGAACGUUUUGUCCCUUUCCGUGGAAAAUGCCCUUUCCGGCAGUACAUGCCUAGUAAGCCAGGGAAAUACGGCAUAAAAAUUUUGGCAGCCUGUGAUGCAAAAACCAGCUAUGCAUGGAAUCUGCAGAUUUACACAGGCAAACAUGCAAGUGGCAUUCCUGAGAAAAAUCAAGGAAAACGUGUAGUCCUCGAUAUGACUACUGGACUGCAGGGUCACAAUAUCACAUGUGACAAUUUCUUUACCAGCUAUGACCUUGGACAAGAACUUCUCAGGUGGAAACUUACCAUGGUGGGCACAGUAAAAAAAAAUAAACCUGAUUUGCUGGUGGAGGACUCAGCUGGAAUUUCAGAGUACAAGAACCUAGGGGUUCACAUUACCAGAAAACUGGACUGUUCUGACAACACAAUGGCACCAUACAAGAAGGGCCAGGGCAGACUGUGCUUCCUAAGGAGACUCAGGUCUUUAGAUGUGUGCAGUCAGGUCAGGUCAGGUUGA
Messenger RNA from Erpetoichthys calabaricus (reedfish), 795 nucleotides. RefSeq names its product piggyBac transposable element-derived protein 4-like. The transcript is spliced from 3 exons. The record is from RefSeq and is a predicted model, not a curated record. NCBI's taxonomy places the organism in Eukaryota, Metazoa, Chordata, Cladistia, Polypteriformes, Polypteridae. The coding region runs from base 1 to 795 and encodes 264 amino acids.